AUGGCCUCAUCAACAGAAACAAUGACAUACCAAGACAAUCUCAACGCACAAUACCUCUCAUCCAGCCUUUCCAGCCUCUCCAGCUCCCGCUCCAACAACACCCUUAUCGUGCGGACAUACAAGCAGGCUACGCAGCAGUACUUGACGAAGCAGUUCAAGGGGGCUUUGGAGACGCUCGAUGCGAUCAUAUUACCGCAAGAAGCCAAUGGCGCGGACGGCUGGAAUGGCGACAGCAAUGGAGCGGCGAACGGAGCUGAAUCCGGGCCGGCAAUGAUUGCGCAGAGCUCGAGAGGUACGAGGACGAAGGUGUGGGUGUUUUACCUCAGCCUACUACAUGCGAUUGUGGAGAUGGGUCAGGAAGAGGGCAAGCUGGUCUUCGGAUCUGCGACCUGGAGGCAACUGGCCGCGAAGGUUCGGGAUGGGACGGUAUGGGACGAAGUGGUGCAGCGCGGGUAUGGCGGAAACGAGGGAGAGGUGGAUGCGGAUGUUGUGGUGAACCUUGCGACACUUCUGUUGGGCCAUAUGCAAGAUCAGCGACUGAACCAACAACGGCUGGAGUCUUAUCUGGCUACCUCGGACAACGGAGGCACGAACGGACAUCUGAGCUUUGGUCAGGAUGGUGUGAGCACGCCAAUGUCUGCCAGUUCGUCCACGCCGAAACAGUUGGCGAGUCGCAUGAAGAUCCUGGAACUCUACAGUCUCCACGUCUUGCCUGCCAACGGCGAGUGGGACUACGCCCAACAAUUCAUCGAGUUGAACGACACGCUUGACGAGGAGCGCAAGGAAGCUUUCCAAGCGGCGCUUCAAACACUGAAAGAGGAGAAGGACGGUACUGCACAGCGCGAGCGAGACCUCAAGGAACAACGAGACCGUGAGAUCGAGGAGGAGAAACGGCAGGAAGAAGCUCGCCAGGCUGAAGCUGCCCGGCAAGCAGAAGAGGAGAAGAGAGCUGCUGCGGAGGCUGCAUCGAAGCCGAAACCUACACCCACUGCAAAGGCAACUGCGAACGGCAAUGCGUCGUCGUCAAAACCAACACCGACUCCGCGACCUACUGCAUCAUCCCACCAGUCAUCCUCGAGACCACCUCAGAAGAAGCCAGCACCUAGGCCUUCCCCACCACCGACGCUCUACCGCCGUGCAUCCUCCGCACUAGGCAAUCUGCAGCAUCUCGUGCGCAACAUGGCCAACGGACAGAACUCAAUGGCACUACUGCGCUUCUUGAUGUUCAUAAUCGCCUUCCUAGUCGUGAUCACGCGGAGAGAUCUAAGAAUGAAGCUGAGACGAGGAAUAGAGGGUGGAUGGACGAAAGUGAAGCGGACGGUGGGAAUGGGAGUCAAGGUCUCGUAUUGCACCCCUCGUCCACCCAUGUCGGUCGAUCGCGAAAAUGAGCCUGUUUCUAUCGGAAGGAACGGCAAGAACAAGAGACGGGCAGAAAUUCUGUGUCGCACAAAAUACCUUGGAAUUACCGAAUCGUCGUUAGGUUUUGCCUUCCAAAACGGUGUAUUCCGAGAGUAUCUCGAUAGCCACCACAUCUGUGGUUGA
This is a messenger RNA of Saxophila tyrrhenica, 1542 nucleotides long. RefSeq lists its product as uncharacterized. NCBI's taxonomy places the organism in Eukaryota, Fungi, Ascomycota, Dothideomycetes, Mycosphaerellales, Extremaceae. The record is from RefSeq and is a predicted model, not a curated record. The transcript has 2 exons. Bases 1 to 1542 code for a protein of 513 amino acids.